CGAUGAACUGUUCUUUUUUUUCUAUUCAUGUGCCUGUGAUUGAUUUCUAAUGUGAUCGUAAAGCUUCAAGACAAUCUCCCAUUGCCCCUCCACGGGGUUCUUCAUAAUUCAUGAGUUUCCCCCCACACUUCCCAUCCCUGGCAAAUUUUACCCCGCCAUCGCUCACUUCUUCUUAGGACCAAAUCGUGGAGCCCCAAUAUCGCUUCCUCGCAACUUGAUGCCUAGUACUCUCUCCAUCGCAGCCAACACCUUCUGAUCCGGAGUCGCAGUUCCUCUCUCGAAAUCGGCCACGAUCGUUUGGGUGGUAUUACACUUGGUGGCCAAAUCCUUCUGUGUCAUCUUUGGCUCCAUCUUCUGCCGUUGGUCGGAGAUGGCUGUUCCGACUACCUUUCCGACAGUGUUUGGCUUGACGAUGUCAUCACUGCGAUCGACUUUGGUGAGAUGUUGGCCUUCAACACCGGGUUUUGAUGCCUAUGGGAAUGUUAGUGGGGGAGGUGCAACCUGGCAGAUCGAAGGGGGGGCACAAACCGAGUUACCAGCGCCGAAUUUCUUUUCUGUGCCGAUGACGGCUCCUGAGCGCUGGGCGGCGUUGAGGGCAGACUUUCCGCGGACGACGGUCUCUCGUACUCCUCCUCCUCCGCCACGGGUCUUGCUUCCAAUCUUGGUAACUUGGUCCCAGUCGUCCAUGAUGAGUUUGGGUGUGUUGGUAGAUGUAGACUGAGAGAGGUUCUAGUGAUAUUUGCAAGUUUUGAGGCUAUUUGUGUUUGCGCGGUGAGAAGUGGCUUGUUGUUUGUGUGGUGGUGUUCACAGUUGAUAGCAAGAGGGCUCUCACAGGAACUUAUGGCGGGCGCUUCGGCGGUAAGGCUGUGCUGUGCGACCUUGAGGCUUUGCCGGGUGAAUCACAUCGGAGCUAAUGACUUUUCGGGUCAUACCCUAGUAGACUCUCGCCUCCAGCUCACCCACUUUAUUCACUCCUUGCGAGGUCAUGUUUCUUUCUUGGAAGACUCAGCGUAGAUAGAGCAAGGGCAUGGACUUUGAUUUUAGACACUAGCGUCGGUUGUUAGCGAGUGGCACAUCUUUCCCUGUUCCAGUACAGUAUCUAAUUCCUUUCUCUCGUUCCUUUUUCCACUUCAACCUCUUCCAUCUCAUCCCCAACCCCACUCCGACGUGCUUCGCAUCAUGAUUUGAAGACGCUAGAGGCGACGUUGUUUUGUGUUUCUGUUCGCAGCCUCUUUUUAAUUCGCUUGCGUUUGCUGCCGUUUUGGUAGCCAGGUACAAUGGCAGCCAUGGAAUUGCCAUUGGCUUUAAUCAUCCUCUUCGCGGUCGUCGCACGUGGAACGCGAUUUGAAAUGAUUCUAGCCUGCGGAAUUGGUUUACUUUACAGUCGGAAUGUCGUUGGAGAGGUCUUUCAAACGCUCACUAGAUUCCUCAAUGUCCCCAUGAUUGUCUUGAGUUUUGUUAUCCUUCAACUCAUUCGAUACGUUAUCACUCUCUCGGUUUCAACUUCUUCAAAUGGCGAUCACCCCGCCAAAGCCAUGUUCUUUCCUUGCAAGACAAGCCACAUCAGACUGUAUCCCAAGAAAAACAGCUUUGAGUACUCUUACUUGAUGGUUGGGAUUCCAAUUGGUUGGAAAGGGACAGCUGGUGGAUUGUUAUCAGCUGAUGUGGAGAAAAGCCAGAGUUCUUGGUACCUGAGGUUGUUUUCUUUGGGACCCGGUACUUCUUGGUGGUCUGUUGAUGGUGACAACUAUCUGGCGAGAGGCUCUGGUUCAUUAAAAGCAAAAUUGGAAGGAUACCUUAAAAGCGAGGUAAGUCACAAAUCCACUGCUGACUGUUUGGGCAUUGCUAACAUACUCAGGGCAUUGAUCCACAAAAUUAUCCCUACGCCUGUCUCUUUACUGCUGCAGAAUGCUUGGGACAUUCCUCAAAUCCCGUCUCUUUUUGGCAUCUAUAUUCGCCAAUCAAAGAGCUAGCAGCUGUCAUCUACGAGGUUAACAACACAUUUGACGAACGUCACAUGUAUUUUCUGGAACCCCAGCCGGGAACUGUAGAGAACCCAAAGCCAAACAUCAUCAACCAAACAAACAAAUCACCAAGAGUCCAUGGAAAAAUUCCAAAAGAAUUCUUUGUCUCGCCCUUCAACUUCCGCAAUGAACGGUAUAGUAUGUCAUUGUACGACCCAUUUUUUCCAAGCAUGACUGGCACUGGUCCACUCAACCAUGCAAUCGCUCUAACAAGCAGACAUGGUCGUCCAAAGCUCGCUGCUCGAAUUUGGUCUACAGCUCCCGGUAUCGACCCAUCUGAACUUUCUCUUUGGCAAAAAACCGUUUUCAUCUGGUCCUGGUGGUGGGUUGGAUUAAUGACUUUACCUCGCACCGUCAUUCAAGCAUACAAACUCAAAUUUUGCCGCAAACUCGACUACUCACUUCAACCAGAACCCAGAUUAAACUCAAUUGGGCGACAAGCUGAUGCGUUCGAAACUUUUAUGGAGAGAAUCUUCUUUGUCUUUUUGACGAAUCUGGUGGCUAGGCUUUCCAUCCCGGUCAAGAUUACUUGUGCUCCAGUAGGCAUUAAAGAUACACAAGAGCGGAUCUUGUACUCUCCGCCUGCUCAAAGAAUAUUUUCUGAGUAUCAAGGAAAGAGAAGCAAUAUCAAGGAUCUGAGCAUCCAAAUUUUGACGCCAAAGUUUUACAGCCGUCUUAUAUUCUACGCAUUCUCCCCCAUUCGAGAUAUCUUGCGGGACGAAUCACAGUUGCUAAAUCAAACGCUUCAACUUUCAGAUACGGAGGUUUUUGAAACGAUCUUCGACUCCAAAACCCAAGGACGCUUCUGCAACCCAAUAGAGACCAUGGAACAAUUCCGCUUCGAAAGAACCGCUGUCUUCAUCCUCGCUCUCCUCACAGGGAACGCCACCAGAAACCCAGCGCCACUCAUCGAAAACUGGGAACGCGGACCUAACAACCCUCCAUGUCCCGACAUGAAGAAAACCAUGACAUCGAAUAAGCUCACCCCCGAUUCAUUUCUCGAGUUCUUUAUGAGUAACGCAGCUACCGAAGAGCGCAAGGAGUUCUAUAUCCAAGCAUUGAAAGCGAGGAUUGCGCCCUACAUUGCUUUUGGCUCUUUGUUGGUUUUGGAUAUUGAAGUUUGGACUUUUAGGUCUCUCAGUGUUUGGUUCUCUGUCAGUACACUUUUUAGGUACAUUGGUUUGUUUUGAUGGGAUUUAUGAAUUGUGGAUUAUAUUUUUUGUUUUGGGGGUGUUUUGCAUGGCGUGGUGU
Molecule: messenger RNA, 3275 nt
Organism: Hymenoscyphus albidus
Lineage: Eukaryota; Fungi; Ascomycota; Leotiomycetes; Helotiales; Helotiaceae
Source: the annotation of a GenBank genome assembly